AUGGCACUCCAAGCCCCACCAGACCCCAGCCGUUCGCUGGCCGCUGUGGGGCUGCCGCGCAGUACGCUCUACGGAUUGCCAAACCGCGGCGAGGCCUCCUUCAAAGAUGAGGCAUGGAAGGCUGGCCAGUUCUUGGAGAAGCUGCGGGCAGUGUUGGCCAGCUACCCUGCCGGCUCUGUCGUCUUCAGCCAGGUGGAUGUGUCCAAGGUGAUCUGGUCCGCCUCGGGCUUGGAAGUACUUUUUGGCAUCUUCCGCGACUUCAGCGUGCGCGUGGACCGCCUUCGGGCUUUCGACUGCGGCCUCGACGAUGCGGCGGCAAGGUCCAUAGCAGCAUGGCUGCACGGAAUGUCGGCCAUGCACCUGCCCAGCGAGAUGCACCUCUCUCACAACCGGCUCACUGUCGCCGGCUUUCGUGCCGUGGUGGAGGCGAUUGAAGUCAAGUGGGCGCAGCUAAUGGGUAAGCGCUUACCUGUGUGGCUGCGGGUGGAGGGGAAUGCCGUGGAU
Messenger RNA from Symbiodinium natans, 504 nucleotides. The record is from the annotation of a GenBank genome assembly. Lineage: Eukaryota; Dinophyceae; Suessiales; Symbiodiniaceae.